This is a messenger RNA of Astrephomene gubernaculifera, 5008 nucleotides long. NCBI's taxonomy places the organism in Eukaryota, Viridiplantae, Chlorophyta, Chlorophyceae, Chlamydomonadales, Astrephomenaceae. The record is from the annotation of a GenBank genome assembly.
GCCAUACCUUUUAACUUUAGUACGCUGUACGACGGCAGCUAGGACGUCUAAAUUGUCACGUGCACUCAUUCACUAAGCCAUAAGGUGCUCUUUGCGACAAUCCCUUCCGGUUGUAUGGGAUCUUAGUUUUUCAGUAACACAGCUAAAAGACUGCGGUCGUACUGUUCCUGCACCUUACCAGAGCUUCCCUUACACGAAUCUUACUUUUUCUCUUCUGCUUUGUAAUCUUGCUUUGUAAUCGGAGGAACGUGUAGCCAUGAGAUCAACGAAACGCAGACGUCGAGCGGCUGCCUCGGAGUCCGACACGGAAAACGAAGGCCUGCCCACACAAACGAAACAUGCGAUUAACACGAUGGAGGAGCGGGUGGCUGGCCUCUCUCAAGAGGUGUCGGCGCUGCGCAAUGAGCUGGAGGAAUUACGCAAGCUUCGAGACAAUCUUGAAGCGCAAGGCGUAUUGCUUCUUGGGGCUCAAGCGCAGGCAGAUGCCGAGGUUACAACCAGCAGAUGCCUUGAGAAAUCCUCCCUGCCAAAGGCGCUUGUGAGCGAGCUGGAAAGCAACUCGGGUCAAUCGACGGCGAAGAUGGCCUCCCCAGGUUCAAUCCCUGGGCAUGCCGAGGCGGACUCUCCGCGCAUUUUCUGCCGUACAUCUAGCGGUUCAGCGAGCUGCAUGGUUCCCGGCUCGGUCGUUGGACACGCAAGAACCUGUGAUGAAAGUGUUGUCGCGGCCCAGUUAGGUGAAUGUGAACCCGGCUGUCAGCAAGCAGAUGCAGACAUUUUUAACAAACUGCUGCAGCAAAUUAGCCGGGAUUCAAGCACUGAUGCCUCGACAACCGUUCAGCUACACAAUGCGACUUUAGGUGCGGCGCCUUCGACGGCAACGGGCAGCUCUACCCGUAGCUCUGCUGAAGCUUUGCAACCCACAUCGUUUCAUGCCACUCACGGUCUCGUUAGCGACCGGUCUAUGCCAAACGACUUCCAUCGAGCACACGAUGUUGCGAUUCGUGACCAGGCCGUGUUAACGACUGCACCCGGGAGCGAGAUUCGGCAACAGGAGGCCCAAAACAUUUUGCAGCAGCAGCAGCAGGUAGAGGAGCAGCAGCAGCAUGACCACUCGGACUGGACGCUGCUGAUAGCACAACAGCAGCAGCAGCAGGUUCGGAAUAGCCUGCUGGCGCCAUCUUCAAUGGCUCAACAGCUCUUCUCUCAGCUUCCCGCGCACCCUCACCACCACCACCAGAAUCACCACCAGCAGCAUCUUCACGAGCAGCACCAGCAACGGAAUAAGCUGGAGACCGACUCUCCAAGACUAAGGCUGCAUCAAGCAGCAGUUCUUGAACACCAGCACCAGCAGCUACUGCAGCAACGUACGACAAGCAACAGCAGCGGUGGCGGUUGCGUGCUGCCGUACACCUGCGGGGAGUACGGCAGCGCAGGAGCAGCAAGCGGCGGAGCUGGGUCAGGAGCAGGGGCAUGGCGAGGAGGGAGUCAUGACAGUGGCGUGGUGGGGAUGGAGGAACGCGGCCGAGUUGGCCCCCACGCCAUCCAAGCAGGGAUAGGCGUCCCGGCUUGUACGACAGGUCACCACAAUGCGACUAGCGAAUGUGCAGUGACGGAGGCACUGCCGUACGAGCAACAGCAACAGCUUGUACGGCAUGCUGCAUGGAGGGGUGGCCCGUGGUUCACUUUCCGUGGCGCUGGCGACCAUCCUCACGCCGCCGCUUCAGCAACGGCUCUUCAGCCGUAUCCGCUGCAGCCUCUGCAAUCACUACAGCCCCCGCCAUCAGUCGCAGCAGCAGCAGCAGCAGUAACAGGUGUAGCAGCAGCAACGCCGCAUCCGUCGUUGUACCAGCGUCAAAGAGCGCUGCCGUACCAUCACUCAAUGCCGGCGCACAUGCCCUUACCGUACACCGUCACGGCAGCAGCAGGGCCGUACAGACAUUCGCUGCCAGGUCCACCGCCUGCGCCGUACACUGCAUGCAGAGGUGUAGCAGCAGCGGUAGCUGCACCGGCCCAACCACCUCAACCACCUCCGUUCCAACCGUUAGGCUACGUUGCGAAAACGACGGCAUGGCGUCGUACGACUUAGAAUGGCAGCAGCAGUAGCACCUGCCGCCGCUGCCGUGGCCGCAGUCGAAGGUAUGGAUCCUCGCCCUCUGUCGGCGCCGGCACUGCCGAGCGAGGUGCCUUAUCAGGUGCAUGUUGAAUUACAUGGUGAAGCCAUAGCAAUGCUGCCUUGGGUUGCAUGCAGUUGAGCAGCAGGAGGGCGCAGUGCUUGCAUAAGCCACAAGGGGAGUCAGGUAGCAACAGGAACAGAUAGCAGGAGGAGCAAGUACAUGUGCAUGCCAUCCACUUCUGUGGGGGUUCGUAGGACCUAUGUGUGUUAAGAAUUCUUGCCGCGAGUCGGAAAAUGUGUGUUAAAAUAACUGGUGUGUGUACGCAUUCAUGUAUGUACGUUGUUGGUCUGUUUGUUACCUUUCGUGCACGUUAAAAUGGUGUGCCGUGCAACGCGCGUUGGCAAGACGCUAGACGUUGGGGCGUUGUUGCCGUUAAACAGCAGCAGGAUGCCGACCGAACGCAGGGCAGGUUGGUAUACACACGCAUGCCUGCAUGCAUGCCUGGGCUGUACGGCUCUUAGGUGGCUGUUAGGCGGCUUGCGCCGCAAGCGCAUGCGGAUUAAUUGUCUUCUGCCCCAUGUUUGGUGUGAUAGGAUUAAGAGGCUUUGCCUGCACCUAGGCACGUCGUUAGUAGUUUAGUUAUGCGGCAGGCGGCUUUUCUAUACAACAACAUGUUACUGGGGACACGGGUGCACAGGAACUGUGUGCAGGAUGGAAACGUACGAACCGUACUGCGGUGCGACGCGAAUGUACGACAGCGGCCAUUCAAGCCGUGCAUGCAUACAUGCAGGCAGCCAAGGUUGGUUGGCUCUGGGGACAUUGGUAGCUAGUAAGCCGGGCGGCCUGCGAUUAGCAACGCAACUGACACUAGCACUGACGUCUUAGCAAGGCGACAAGGCGUCACAGUAUUCCUUUAUCUAGCGUAUUUGGUGGAUGGCAGGUAGGGCAGCGCGUGGUCAUCAUCAUCAUGGCCGGAUGCGUAUUAUUAAGAGUGGCAUCCAAGGUUGGUGGCAAUGCUAAUGGUUUAGUACAUGGUUGGUUGGUUUGGUUGCUAUAUUGGUGUUUGUUACCUGUGAGAAGCUUGAAUCAGCGGUGUUGGUGUUGGUGGUAGCGGUGGUGGUGCGGUGGUUGCCUCCUGUGUAGGAGAGGUAGCGAUGGUGAUGAGGGUGGUGUUGGUGGUGGUGUGAGCGGUUGAAGAUGGCAAGGGGGCUCAAGGCAUGGCAUGGUUGCGUGAGACGCUGGUGGGUGCCCGGAUAGGGUGUGGUUACUAGGGAUACAUGUUCCGUACCAGGCUGGAGUAGGGUGCGGGUGAGGAGCGCCUAGCCGCGAUGUGAAGCGGCGGACGCUAGCUGUCAUCACAUUUGCCAUGUUGUGGUUUCCUGCAUGAUGCUUUGCUGGGGACUCUUUUUCUACCCGUCGGUCUUCUCCUUUCGUUUCGAGUACGGCGUGCUGUAACUGGCGUGCUAUUAGCUAUUUGAAAGCUGCGGAAGAUAGAGGAGAACGGAGCAAGAGACGCAGGGUCGGAGGGUGUAAAGGAGGUUGGGCGGUGGCAGUGGUUGGGCGUGUUUAGCACUCACGUAAACGUUUUGAAAAUUGUACGGUGCCUUCUUUUGGGUCCUUGUGACAAGGAUGCUCGUUGUGUUGCUCCGUUGUUUUGUUUGUUCCAGGCACCGUAUACAGGCCCGCAGCCGGUGCUCCAGACGCACCUACUAAUAUUUUUAUUACGGUAUGUAUACUUGGCUGCGCUCAAUAUGCGGUGCCCUCCGCUGCCGGUUCGCCGCCUUGCUUAGGGCGUGAGUACCGUACGAAGGAAGCGUACGACGGGGAACGUUGAAACCUGCAGCAGCUGUUGGCGGUUAGCGGUUGGCGAGGACGGAUAUGGAUGCACGCUCUCUCGUUGAUGCUGAUCAUCAACUACCGGAGACAUAAAUUGAUUGCACACAUACUCUUCUGUGAUGGGUGAUGCAUGACCCAUGGGUCGUGUAGGGGUGUAUGCGCUGUGGCUGGGCAUCGCAGCCCGCAACGCACGGGUGGAACCCUGGAUGAGGGGAGCUGAGGAGGAGGAAGGUGUGCUUGCUAUGCACGUGAAGCAAGCCGGUCGGAAUUAAUCGCUGCUGCUGUAGCUGUACUAACACUGUGCAGGAGGGCAGAGAGAGGGGAAGGGAACGGCGCAAGCUAGGAAUCGGCGUGUCUUUGGGACGUUCUCGGCUGGACUGCACUAUUGUCGUUAUAAAAAGUCUGUGUAUCUGGCGAAAUGCCGAGGUAUUGGUUGUAGGUAUUGAACGAACUUGCAGAAGGAAUUGCGGCAGGUAGGGCCUUAGUAGACCAACUUGAUUAGCACAGGCUGCCAUUCGUAAUUACUGGCAUAGCACUACUUUCACCAGGUCAGCUGAGUAUAUACUGCGUUUGUUAUUGGCUGCUUGGCCGUCUGCCCCCCAAACUUACCCAAGGGAGGCACAGGGGUUGUGUGUGCGGUGUGUAUUAAUACAACACUGCGUGAGCCACGUGACGGCACGUCAUCUGAAAAAUUGGUGACCAAGUACGGCAGUGCUGGCAACUCGCACGCAGCAAUGUGUGGUGAUCUAGCAUCAAGCGGCGUACAGCUGCGUUCUUGCGCCACUGCGCGUGACCUGCCAACCUGUUUAGCGGCAGUACAGUGAUGUUUCGGUUAAUGAGGUAAUGCGGUGGCGGGCGACAUCUUGGGGGCGUUCCGGCCAUUGUUGCUUUGUUAUGUUAACGUGAACUGUAUGCGACGCAGGUUAUUCAUGUGUAGUAAUUAAGGAGCUCACAAUGAUAAGGCAUUCCUUUAUUGAUUACUCGGAAGACAGGGUACUGUGCGCUGGGGAUGCUGCUUGGAAUUGUGUUUUUGAAUUGUAUGGCAGGUAGGUACGAUG